Messenger RNA from Trifolium pratense (red clover), 1597 nucleotides. Its product is annotated as methionine--tRNA ligase, cytoplasmic. The transcript has 12 exons. Bases 171 to 1376 code for a protein of 401 amino acids. Gene Ontology annotation, molecular function: tRNA binding. The record is from RefSeq and is a predicted model, not a curated record. NCBI's taxonomy places the organism in Eukaryota, Viridiplantae, Streptophyta, Magnoliopsida, Fabales, Fabaceae.
AAUCCAAUCCAAUGAGAGCUACGAUAUCGUUUCUGAUUUCUGAAUUGAAUUGAAACACACAGUAACUAAGAAGAAGACACACCCUAAACCUAAAACCCUGCAAAUUGCAGAACGAACCACAAUUUCGUGUUUCUUAGACACUAAUUUGAAGUUGAAAGCAUAAUUCAGUAAUGGCUUCCGUUGACAAUAGAAAGAAAUCACUGGUUCUUGCUCUCUCCAACUACCUUUCAUUGGAUCCUAGUGUUAUUCCAGCUGAUACUUUAGACAGUGAUAUUAAGUCUCUCUACUUAAGCAUUAUUGCGGCGGCGUCUGGACAUGACGAGGUUAAUCAUUCUGAUGAGGUGUUGAAGUGGGUAGCAUUUGCAGAAUCUUUGCCGGUGGCUCUUGAUCAAUGCUUCGAGAAUCUGAAGAAAUUAAAUGAUGAACUUUCUGGAAAGUCUGUGCUUGUUGGCAAUGGAUUGAAACCCUCUGAAGCUGAUGUUAUAGUGUUUUCAGCAAUUCAUUCUUCACUGAUCAGCCUUCCAGAUACAAACAAGGAAAAGUUGCCACAUGUGUUGCGAUGGGUGGACUACAUCCAGCAUAAACAGGGAUUUGUAGGCUUAUUUGAGGAAAUUUUGUUGCAGAAGCCUGAAUUUGAGCCUCCGGUAACAAAAUCUGUUGGUGUUGCGGAAUCUGAUUUAAAACCAAACAAGACUGAGCAAACCAAACCAAACAAGACUGAGCAAAGCAUAAAGAAUGCAAACAAGUCAGAAACAGACACAAGCAAGGAUAAAAGCAAAGCUGAGGGAAAGUCAACAGGAGACACCGAACCUACUAAAGCCAAGGCAAAAGCAGCAAAAGAAGCAAAACCUGCUGGCAAAGAGGCGGCUGCGAAAGAGACUGAACUAAGCGUCAGUUUGCUUAAUAUUCAAGUUGGGCUAAUUCGCAAAGCGUGGAAGCAUCCCUCUGCAGAUAGUUUGCUAGUUGAGGAGAUAGAUGUUGGCGAUGCCAAAUUGCGGCAGGUUGUCAGUGGUUUGGCAAAGUACUGCAAUCCUGAUGAGUUGACGAACCGACGAGUUGCACUUAUUACAAAUGUCAAACCUGGAAAACUACGCGAUGUGACGUCUGAAGGACUGGUCUUGUGUGCUUCAAAUGAAGGUUCCACCAUUGUCGAGCCCUUGCUCCCUCCAGAAGGAGCUAAAAUUGGGGAACGUGUUUCUUUUGCCGGGAUUGAUGGAAAGCCAGAAGAUGUACUUAACCCAAAAAAGAAACAGCUGGAGAAGAUUACACCGAAUCUUUUCACUGAUGACAAUGGCGUGGCCACAUUUAAGGGUAUACCAUUUAUGACUUCUGGUGGACCAUGCACAUCUUCCAUUUCCAGAGCAACUAUAAAGUGAUCAAGAUAUGUCUCAUUCAUUGUUGUUGACCACUCAGAUUGUUAGUACUGUGCCAUUUUAAUUUUAUUAAUGUUUUCAACAAUGUGAUUAAAACGUACAAGUACAACAUUUAUGUUGCAGUUGUUGUUACAUGGUCUUAAAUGCUACAAAUAUGAUCUCGAAUCCAAUGACUUCGAAAAACAUUAAAGGGAUUAAAUGAUAUGGCAUUUUUUUUCUUUCCA